Molecule: messenger RNA, 996 nt
Organism: Knipowitschia caucasica
Lineage: Eukaryota; Metazoa; Chordata; Actinopteri; Gobiiformes; Gobiidae
Source: the annotation of a GenBank genome assembly
AUGCAUUUAAACUUGGACCGCAGGUUUAGAAGCAAAAUCAGGAGAGCAUCGCCCAAUUUUGUUCUUAAAGACCGCAGACUCUUCUACACGGGGCCGAGCCGAGCCUUCAUGCGGCUGGUGGUUUUGUCUGAUGACGAGCGGCGGUUGGCCCUCACGGAGAGCCACGUGGACACCGGGACCGGGACUCACAUGGGCAACAGAAGCACCAGGGACCGCGUUGUCUCCGGAUACUACUGGAGCACCAUCAACAAGGACGUAGUCGACUGGGUGAAGUCUUGUCAUCAAUGUCAACUGAGGAACGCAGUGAAGAGCGUGCGUCCAGUCUUACCUGUGAUUAAGGUGAAGGAGGCCUGGGAGGUGCUGGGGCUGUAUCUGAUCGGACCGCUCCCUGAAACCAGCCGUCUGAACAAAUUCGCCCUGACGCUGACGGACCUUCACACCAAGUACGUCAUCGCCGAAGCUCUGCCCAACAAAUCCGCAGCUGAAGUGUCGGCCACGGUCAUCAACAAGCUCUACUCGUUUGGACUCGUCAGAAAGAUCAUCACCGACCAGGGCCAGGAGUUUGUGAACCAGCUGAACGAAUGCAUCUCAUCAACUUUGAACAUUAAGAACUCGGUCUCCAUCGCUCACCCGAACCAAACCAAACGACAGGACGAGAGGACGUGUAAAAACAUCAAACGAGCUCUCAGGGACUACAUCAAAGAGGGACACUCGGACUGGGACCUGUACCUGCCCGCUGUGGUCUACGGACACAACAUCACGAAACAGCGUUCGACAAGACAGACGCCGUACUUCCUGCUGUUCAAUCGAAACCCGCGUCAGCCCGAGGUCAUGAACGCCUGCCCCAUGGGAGACGACUUCGUGGUGGCCGGGUCGGAGGACGAGGAGGAGAAGUUGCAGGGUGACAAGGUCGAAGCUUUGCAAGAAUCCAUCAUCGAAGACCACGACUACUGCAUGAGCGUCGGAGGAGAGGUCAUGAGGCUGGUUGUCAUCUGA